Messenger RNA from Xenopus tropicalis (tropical clawed frog), 3457 nucleotides. It is a transcript of the gene foxm1, whose product is annotated as forkhead box M1. Gene Ontology annotation, cellular component: nucleus. Gene Ontology annotation, molecular function: DNA-binding transcription factor activity; DNA binding; sequence-specific DNA binding. The record is from RefSeq and is a predicted model, not a curated record. Bases 215 to 2479 code for a protein of 754 amino acids. Lineage: Eukaryota; Metazoa; Chordata; Amphibia; Anura; Pipidae. The transcript is spliced from 10 exons. Gene Ontology annotation, biological process: G2/M transition of mitotic cell cycle; regulation of DNA-templated transcription.
UUGGUCGAUGUGGUCACGUGGGUUUAAGCGGGCCCGAAAGCGCGAAAAUUCAAAAACCACGGAAAGGCCCGAUAUUGACACCGUCUUAUAAACAGAGAGUCUAUGGGAGACAGGCUUUCCGUUAUUUGGAGCUUUCUUGAUAACGGGUUUCCAGCGAUUUGAUAAAAAGUCUUCAUUCUGAGCUCUCAAUGGCUGCUGGCCGUGCCACUGCACCAUGAGAACAAGCCCACGCAGGCCACUCAUACUCAAGAGACGCAAGCUCAGCCUCCCUCGUCAAGAUGCCACAGACUGCCCGGGGUCCUCCCAGCAGGGCAAAGCCGCCAUGAACAAAAUGGCGAAUCCACCUGAGCAAACCCUUGUCCAUGGCUUGGAAGAUAUGGCAUCCAAGACGAAAGCGCAUCAGGGGGCCCCUGGGCCAAACCUUGGGAGCGAAAGUGGGGAUCCUAUCACCCCUAGAAUAGGACUUCCAGCAAACUCACAGCAAAACUGUCAAGAAGGCGUUCCAGGCUUCAUUCCUGGGGUACGGAUCGUGGGUCACCCCACAACGCCGGACACUCAGCUGGUGAUCAUUCCUUCUCAAUCCAAUGUCCAGAGCAUCAUUCAAGCAUUAACCGCCCGAGGAAAAGAGAACGGCGGCCCCAACAAAUAUAUCAUCAUCAGCAGCGAAUCCGCUAUCCAGACUCAGGCGUGGCAGCAAGCGCUCCAAAUUAAAGAGGAAGAGAGUGCGCCCUUACAGUCAGAAGCAGCGUGCCUCUCCAAGAAAAAACCCACCGGGAGCAGCAGGAAAGCCAAGCAUCAGCAGGAGGAGCAGCUAAAUGCCAGCCUGUCCAACAUACAGUGGCUGGGGAACAUGAGCUCCGAGUCCUUGGGGCAAUACAGUAUAAAGGAGGAAGAACAUGAGGACAAGGAGAAUCAGAUCCCAGAGACAGGCUGCCCAAAGAUGGAAGAUGAAUCGCAACUUUUUCCUGAUCCACAAUGGCCCGUCUCUGUCACUGAGCGCCCCCCCUAUUCCUACAUGGCUCUGAUCCAGUUCGCCAUCAACAGCACCCCCAGGAAGCGCAUGACCCUGAAGGAUAUCUACACCUGGAUCGAGGAUCAUUUCCCGUACUUUAAACAUGUGGCCAAACCUGGCUGGAAGAACUCUAUCCGCCACAACCUCUCCUUGCACGAUAUGUUUGUACGGGAAAGCGAGGCCAACAACAAGGUUUCCUACUGGACCAUUCACCCCCAGGCCAAUCGCUGCUUGACCCUGGACCAGGUGUUCAAGACUGCAGUUUCCAUGUCUCCUGCAGACGAUGAACCGCAGCAAAAGAAAAUGAUCCCCGAUAUAAGAAAAAGCUUGCAGAGUGCAGCCUAUGCCAGCAACAAAGAAAGAAAGAUGAAGCCCCUACUUCCCAGAGUCAAUUCCUAUUUGAUUCCAGUGCACUUCCCUGUGGCUCAGCCGGUCCUGCUUCCAGCAACAGAGCCGUACGCUUAUGAGGCAGAAUGUCUGGAUAGGCACCAGAGCAGCAAACGUGUGAAGAUUGCCCCAAAGGCUGCGGCAGAUAAUGGGGAGAGUCCACAAUAUAUUGAGCCACGUUCUGUUAAAGAGGAGCCUGAGAUCACCGAUCUGAAUGGCGACGUUCCAUUUCGGUAUAAGCAGGCCGGCAGUUCCAGAAGGAAGCAGCAGCUUCUCCCUCCGCGCUCAGAAGAACCAGAACUUGUCCUGCCUGAGAGCAGUGCGUCCGAUUCCGGAUUGGAUACAGAUUUCUCCUUUCUUCAAGACACGUCUGCCCACCCUAGCCGGAAUCAUUCUUCCCAUCCAACCCAAAACGGCCCCUUUAAUUUGACCCAAGAAGGACUUUCCCAUCUCGCACAAGAAGGCCCAUCCUACCUAACCCAGGUCAGCUUCUCCCAUUUUACCCAGGAUGACACUUCCUACCUUACCCAGGAGAACCCCAUCCAGAUUACUCAAGAUGAGGACUAUACUUUCAAGACCCCCAUCAAAGACCGGUUCUCAAAGCCUCCCGCCUCUUCCACUCCCAGCAAGCCGACCGACACAGGCCUCCUUCAGCCUUCGGAAACAGAAGUGUGCCUCCCCAGAGACCCAGUGCUGGACUUCAGCCCUGUCCGUAUUCCUCAAGGCUCAACUUUUACCCCUUUUAAAGACAACCUUGGAACUUUGAGUUUUGGGGACACCCCGUUUAAGGAUUUUGGCCUAUUUGGCUCCCCCCAGAACCUUCUAAACACCCUUUCUCCUGCUGCUUCCCCACUACUGAAGCUCGAGAGCCCGUGUGGGUCACGCCAACAAAAGCGAUGUUCUAAGGAGUUGCAGGUGGGGGCUUCUGCUAACCGCUCACUACUGGAAGGACUAGUCCUGGACACCGUUGACGACAGUCUAAGCAAAAUCCUGCUGGACGUUAGCUUCAGUGGCAUGGAGGAGGCCAAUGGACUCGAGGUAGAAGGAGUGUGGAGCCAGUUUCUCCCUGAAUUCAGAUAAAACCAAGUGUGCUGUAGUCUUACCUUCCCCUUUACUUACCUGUGAGGCUCCUUCACAGCAGAGUUGCCUCCUCACCCCCUUAAAAACAGAAAACAUGAAAUCCACAUGCUGCAUGGCUAAUUUGCAGUUAACUCUAUGUGUGCCACCGACUGCUCUGUUUUUUUUUUUUCCAGCUAUGUAUCAGGCAUAUAUCUGAAGUGGAUCCAUGGAUAAUGUAGCUCUGGUUAUAAGGGUGUGAGCUGGCAACACUAAAUCAUGGAUAGGCACUACACGCUGGGAUUUGGAGUUUCUUUACAGAUAUAUUAUUUCCUAUAAUCUAUCUGGCUCCCUUUAUAAACACUGGGCAGUAAACCGUAGCAACCAAUCAGCCAACAGCAGGAUUAAACACUGAACGUAAGUAUCUGAUUGGUUGUCCAGCUGCAAGUUUGCCCAAUGCGUAUAAAUGGCAAAGCCCCCAAACAAUAAUGUACUGCUAUUUACCCUUUAGAGAGUCUAGACUUUGUCGUCUAUAUAGUGAACUUUAUUCUUGUUGUAAGUAUUGUCAGUUCGGCCGCCCCAAGGGGAAGCCAGGCUUUAGUAUAAAAGCACCGUUUUAUUUUCUAAAACUCUGAAUCAGCACCUAUUAGGCUUCAUCACCGGUGGUUGUGACUAAUAACUGCAGUUAUCGGCCAUGUUUUGUUCAUAAAUAAUACUGCUACAAUCUAUUUCUUAGGCGUUACUUUCCCUUGAACUCCAUGUCCCUUUAUUUGUAAAAAAUGUCAAGUGUUGCUGCUUGGUCUCUUUUUUAUUAACAACCUCUUUGCCAAUGUUAAACUGCUUGUUGGUGUUGGAUUCUCAUUCGUUUGGGCUGUGAGGGUGAAUGUACAGGGGGGAAUUUGAUCAUGGGAUCUUUCAGGAAGAAAUCAUGAUUAAAAGUACCUUAAAGGGCGUGGUUCACCAUUAAAAUGUUACUAAAUGGCGUUAUUUGGCCACAUUUCA